Zea mays is the source of this 3485-nucleotide messenger RNA. Its product is annotated as probable LRR receptor-like serine/threonine-protein kinase At3g47570. The coding region runs from base 57 to 3329 and encodes 1090 amino acids. Lineage: Eukaryota; Viridiplantae; Streptophyta; Magnoliopsida; Poales; Poaceae. Gene Ontology annotation, biological process: protein phosphorylation. The transcript has 2 exons. The record is from RefSeq and is a predicted model, not a curated record. Gene Ontology annotation, molecular function: protein binding; ATP binding; protein kinase activity.
CCCCGGAGGCCAUUCAUUCUUCACGCAAGAGCUUCUGCUAGCUAGCCAUUUCGACCAUGUGUCCAUGCCGUACUUGCCUAGCGUUGUGCUUGUGCAUGGCCACGAUCCUCCUCUUAGGGCCAUGCCAAUGGGUAGGCACCGCCGCCGCAACGACAACAGCCAGCCAGGCGGUGACUGUGACAGAUACUGCCAGCAGUAGUGACCGAGAGGCGCUGCUGUGCAUCAAGUCCUACCUGUCGCAUCGCAACGGCAGCGGCGGCGCCCUGGCUACAUGGGGCAGCAACAACGGCUCGCUGGACGUCUGCCGGUGGCAGGGCGUGCGGUGCAAGCGGCGGCAAGACAGCGGCGGCGGCGGCGGCGCUCUCCGAGUCGUCACAGGCCUAUCCCUCGAAGGAGAAGGCGUGGCCGGCCAGAUCCCGCCGUGUAUCUCCAACCUCACCUACCUCACUCGGAUCCACCUGCCAUUCAACUCGCUCGGCGGCGCGCUACCUCCGGAGAUAGGCCGGCUCCGGAGGCUCCGGUACGUCAACCUCAGCUCCAACGCCCUCACCGGCGCGAUCCCGACCGAGCUCGCCUCGUGCUCGGCCCUCCGCGUCGUGUCUCUCAAGAAAAACAACCUCAGCGGAGGCAUCCCUGCUGCUCUCUUCAAAAACUGCUAUUCGAUCCAGAAGGUCGAUCUCCGCAUGAACAACCUCGACGGCCCGAUCCCUGAUCUGCUGCCGUACCAUAGCUCUACUGAUACUAGUAGUAGUCUGCAACUACUUGGCCUCACCCAGAACAACCUCUCCGGCGAGAUACCGUCUUCCGUUGGCAACCUCUCCUCGCUUGUUUACUUCCUGGCUGCUCAGAACCUUCUGACCGGCAGCAUCCCAGGUAGCCUGGCAUCGUUAGCGAGCAUCCAAGUCAUUGAUCUCACCUACAACAAUCUGUCAGGCACCGUGCCCAGCUCCAUCUUCAACCUCUCCUCGCUUAUAUACCUGGGCUUGGGAGACAACGGUUUUGUAGGGGAGCUGCCGGCGACGAUGGGCAACCGUCUCCCAAACAUCCAGGGUCUUAUACUGUCGGCGAAUAAUUUCUACGGAGAGAUCCCCAAAUCGAUAGCAAAUGCCACCAACCUUGUGGACAUAUACAUGCAGGAGAACUCGCUCGGCGGAGUCAUCCCCUCCCUGGGAACCCUACGAAGCCUGCAGACCUUGUUCCUGUACAACAACAAGAAGCUGGAAGCCGGGGACGACUGGGCGUUCCUCUCCUCCCUAGCGAACUGCCCGCAGCUGGGUUUCUUGGUCUUGGACAGGAACAGGCUGCAGGGACCUCUUCCCAGCUCAGUGGCCAACCUGUCACAAAACCUGAAAGAGUUUGUCCUUGGCUCAAACCUCAUCACAGGUGCCAUCCCAUCUGGGAUCGGCGACCUGGCUAACCUUUCCGUCCUCUACCUAGACAACAACAUGCUAUCUGGGCACAUACCUGCUUCCAUUGGGAAGCUUCGCAGUAUGUUUGCUCUCAACUUGUCCAAGAACCGGCUGUCCGGAGAAAUCCCAGCAUCCAUAGGCGACAACUGGGCUCAGUUGACCGAGCUUUACCUGCAAGAGAACAGCCUCAGUGGAGCCAUACCAGCAGGGCUAGCUGGAUGCAGAAACCUGCUGGCACUGAACCUCUCGUCCAACGCCUUUUCUGGACCUAUACCGGAAGGCCUCUUCGGUAGACUGGACCAGCUGAACUGGUACCUUGACCUGUCCAAGAACCAGCUCGCAGGCUCCAUCCCAGACGAAUUCAGCAACAUGAUCAACCUCGAAUCCCUCAACAUCUCCAGCAACAGCAUCUCUGGUAAAAUCCCCUCCACUCUCGGCUCGUGCGUGCUCUUGCAGGCUCUUCGCCUGGAAGCCAACUCCCUGGACGGUCAAAUCCCGUCGUCUCUUGCCACCUUGAAAGGAAUCAAGGAGCUCGACUUCUCUCGCAACAACUUGUCUGGUAAAAUUCCAGAGUUUCUGGAACAGUUCGAUAGCUUGCAGUACCUGAAUUUAUCCUUCAACAAUCUUGACGGCCCUAUUCCUACGCAAGGCGUCGUCUUUGGCAAUGCCACAAGCAGGCUUUUCCUCCAGGGGAACCCGAAACUGUGUGCAGAAACUAUAGCAGUGCUAGGCCUCCCACUCUGCAGGGCUCAAAACCCGUCUGCAAGGAACCGAUUCCUGGUUCGGUUCUUGGCUGUUCUGUUGCCUUGCGUAGUUGUGGUUUCCCUUCUGUCUGUCCUGUUCUUGAAGAGGUGGAGCAGAAAGCCGCGUCCCUUCCACGAAUCCUCCGAAGAGUCAUUCAAGAUGGUAACCUACAGUGACCUAAGCAUGGCAACCAACGGAUUUUCACCUGGCAGCCUGAUUGGUUCGGGGCAGUCUAGCUCAGUCUACAGAGGUUCGUUACCGUCGAAAACUGAUGACGUCCAUACGAUGAUUGCCGUCAAGGUAUUCAAGCUCGGUCAGUCCAGUUCGUCGAAAAGCUUUCUAGCCGAGUGCAGAGCGCUAAGAAACACCCGCCACCGCAAUCUAGUGAAGGUGAUCACCGCGUGCUCGACGUGCGAUCCUUUCGGUAACGAGUUCAAGGCUCUGGUUCUAGAAUAUGUGCCGAAUGGCACCCUUGCUGACCACCUCCACGCCAAGUACCCCGGCUAUGGUGAUGGUGCUCGUCUAAGUUUAGGCGACAGGAUUGGCAUAGCGGCUGAUGUCGCUUCUGUUCUAGAGUACCUUCAUGUCUGGAGUGCGCCUCCCAUGGCUCACUGCGACAUCAAACCAAGCAAUAUUCUCUUGGAUGAUGACAACGUUGCCCAUGUCGGAGACUUUGGGCUGGCGCGGUUCCUCCAACAUGCUUCUUCUGCUUGUGCUGGGGGCCAUCGCAACGCAACAAGCUCUGUUGGAGCAGCAGGAUCCGUGGGCUACAUACCUCCAGAGUAUGGAAUGGGAAGCAGAAUAUCAACUGAGGGGGACGUAUACAGCUACGGCAUUGUUCUCCUGGAAAUGCUCACCGGCAAAAGCCCUACCGAUGAAUCGUUUCACGAUGGCUUCACCCUACACAAAUACGUCGAGGAAGCACUGCCACGGAUCGGCGAGGUUCUGGACGCUGAUCUCAGUGAAGAGGUCGCAGAUCUUACCAGUCGUACUCGAUCGUCGCAGGAACGACGAGCCAGCAACACUGAGGUGCACAAGUGCAUUUUUCAGCUGCUAAACCUUGGAUUACUGUGCUCCCAAGAAGCGCCAAAGGAUCGACCAAGCAUACAGUAUGUAUACGCUGAGAUAGUUCAAGUCAAGGAACACUUCGGUUCCUGUAGUGUAAAGGAAACGUGACAGAUUUUAGGUUCCCUUUGGAAAAGCAAUGGAUUAGAGCUGACUAUGAAUUACAAUCCUACAUGAAUUGAGAAUGCAGGAAAAAAUUCCCACCUAGCCUUUAGCCUUUGGAUGGUGUGCAGGAAUUUGAAUAAAGAGAUAAAAAGUUAUAGGAAA